Messenger RNA from Entrophospora candida, 1925 nucleotides. NCBI's taxonomy places the organism in Eukaryota, Fungi, Glomeromycota, Glomeromycetes, Entrophosporales, Entrophosporaceae. The record is from the annotation of a GenBank genome assembly.
UUCCUUUGCAAUUUGGUACAUUUAUGAAAAAACGUUUUAAUAAAGAUGAUAUUUCCUCACCAAAAGACUUUGAGCAUCUGAUACAUACUGAAAGUGAAGAACAAGCCCAAGAGUUUUUAGUUUAUUGGAAUGAAAAUCCAAACAAUAGCAAAUUACCAGAUGCUACGGUACAAUUUAAAACUUUAUCCAAAAUUUCAAAAGGUUUUGAUGUCGAAAAAAACUGUACUGGAACUGUUAUAAUUAAAAAUAACACAAGCAAUGUACAUAAAGAAGAAUUUUCUCAUCAGGAAAUAGUUCCAUCUUUGAUUACCAUAGAGAAAUCUGUAGCGACCAAAGUUUAUUUUGAAAAUUACUUUUAUAAUAUCCUCAAAAAACCUCCAGGACGUGUAAAACGUCGUUUACAACUUGAAGCAGAUUUGGAAAAAAUGGUAAUAUCUGAUAAAGAAAAACUGGAAAUCAGACAAGAUUGGCUUAACCUCGAGUCGGAGUAUAUGCGACUUUUGAGAAAAAAGAUUACCAUAAACUCUUUUAUCAUUAUUAAGACAAUUGGUCAUGGUGCAUUUGGAGUCGUGAAACUUGUAAAAGAAAGAGGCACUGGAAUAUUGUAUGCAAUGAAAAUCAUGAGAAAAGCUGAUAUGCUGAAGAAAGGUCAAGAAGGUCAUAUUCGUGCCGAACGAGAUCUUUUGACUGCAGCAGCAGAGUCUGCUCAUUGGAUAGUAAAGUUGAUUUAUUCUUUUCAAGAUUCAGAUCACUUGUAUCUUGUGAUGGAGUAUAUGCCUGGCGGUGACUUGCUUAAUCUUCUAAUUGAAAUGGAAAUAUUCAAAGAAAAUUUUGCAAAAUAUUAUAUCUCUGAAAUGAUAUUAUGUAUUGAAGAGGCACAUAAAAUGGGUUAUAUUCAUCGUGAUAUUAAACCUGAUAACUUUUUAUUUGAUGGCAAAGGUCAUAUAAAACUUUCAGAUUUUGGCCUUGCAACAGAUUUUCAUUGGGUACAUGAUUCGGCAUAUUAUGAACAACAACGAAGAGACUUAUUACAUAAAACAGGAGUAGAUAUUGAAACGGAUACUUUUUCCAAGGCUAUGAGUAAAAAAAUUAGAUCGUCAAAAUUGAUGGAACAAUGGUUAGAAGAAGAAGAUGCCGAGAAUGGUGGUGUUCCAAAAACCAGAAUUUUGAGUUGGAGAGAUAAAAAUCGAAAAAAAUUGGCUUUUUCAAUUGUAGGAACUAAUAAUUAUAUGGCGCCAGAGGUUAUAAGAGGCACUGGAUAUGAUAAAAGUUGUGAUUGGUGGAGUCUUGGAAUUAUACUCUUUGAGAUGUUGUAUGGGUAUCCACCUUUUGUUUCAGAGUCACGACAUGUAACUCGAUUAAAGAUAAUUAAUUGGAGACAAUCAUUAAAAUUUCCACAGCAUCCCCGAGUUUCACGCGAAGCAAAAAAUUUAAUUGAAAGAUUAAUUUGUGAAAAGGAGGAUCGACUUGGUUCAACAUUUUCCAACUCAAAAUUAAAAAAACCAAAUGAACUUUACAUGGCUAAUAGAAAACAAGCAGCAGUCGGACUAGGUGACGCGUCAGAAAUAAAGGCACAUCCAUGGUUUAAAGAUGUUAAUUGGGAAACUUUAUCCUCAAUACAACCACCAUUCCAACCUGAACUUAAACAUGAUAUUGAUACUAGAUAUUUUGAAGAGAUCGUUGACGAUAAACCUUUAGCAUCACCGGACGGUGAUAAAAAACCCAAAGAUCCUAUGUUAAGAGAUAAACAACACGGCAAACAAAUAUUGAAUACUAGAAAAGAUUUGGCAUUUGUCGGUUAUACUUAUAAGGGAUUGCCUUUAGAAAGUGGAAGAGGUGGUAUUGCUGAACGUGUUAGAGUAAGGAAUAAAGUUGUUGAUGAUGACGAAUAUGGGAGUUUGAGGAUUCGGUCAAUGAGUCUAUAG